This is a messenger RNA of Dufourea novaeangliae, 1882 nucleotides long. RefSeq names its product leucine-rich repeat-containing protein 24-like. The record is from RefSeq and is a predicted model, not a curated record. NCBI's taxonomy places the organism in Eukaryota, Metazoa, Arthropoda, Insecta, Hymenoptera, Halictidae. Gene Ontology annotation, molecular function: protein binding.
AUGGAAAUCUCGGUGUUCUUAUUUUACGUGAUGACGUUGCUCGGCAUUGUAACGAGCGACAAGUGCGCCGAUGAGUGUUCCUGUAAGUGGAAGAGCAUCGAUCCGGAGACUCAAGUGUUGGACACCAGCGGCAACGAUAUUCGGUUUCUGCCGAGCAAAAUCUUCAAACGUGUACGCUUGACGAAUCUACAGCGUCUCUACCUACGGGAGUGCGGUAUCGACCGAAUCGAUAGCGAAGCACUGGCGGGCCUUACGAAUCUGGUGGAGCUCGAUCUAAGCCACAACCUAUUGACCGUCGUUCCUAGCGCCAGUUUUUCGGACACACCGUUCCUCAGGGACCUCGUGAUCGCGAACAAUCCACUGAAAAGGAUUCACUCGCUCGCCUUCAAGAGCACACCUAACCUGGUUAAGCUCGAUCUCUCGCACACGCAGCUCGUGGAGAUCGAGGCGAGAGGUUUCAAGGGUCUCGAAUUACUGGAAAGUUUGAAAUUGAACAACAAUCAGCUGUCGACCCUUCAUCCGGGCACAUUCGACCCGUUGAACAAACUCACCAGUAUAGAGCUGCACGACAAUCCGUGGAUCUGCGAUUGUCAUUUGCGCGAAAUGAAAAUGUGGCUGGUGAAGCACAAUCUGCCCACAGUUCAGGCGCCUCUGUGCCACGGGCCUAAGCAGUUAUUGAAUCGUACGUUCACCGAGCUGGGUAUCGACGAUUUUGCUUGCCGUCCGAUGCUCUUGAUAGCCAGCCGGUAUGCGGAAGCGACGAUAGGUGAAAAUGCCAGUAUCGAGUGUCGGGUCAGCGCGAUACCACCGGCUAAGGUGAAGUGGUACUGGAACGGACGACUGCUGACCAACCACUCGGCGUUCAGUAGUCAUCAGAAGAUCUUGAUCUUCGAGGAGGGUCAGUUCAGGAAAAAGAGCACACUCGUGCUCACGAACGCCCAAGAAGCGGACUCCAGCGAGUUUUAUUGCGUGGCUGAGAAUCGUGCGGGCAGCGUCGAGGCGAACUUUACCCUUCACGUGUCAUUGAGAACCGCUGGAAUGUCCACCCUCGGUUCCGGCCAGAUCGCGGGAAUAUCAGCCGCGUUGGUUGUCCUGAUACUGUUUAUACUUCUGAUCAUACUGGUGUUGUUCGUACGUUUACGACGGAUGCCGUUGAAAGACGUGAAAUCAUCCGUGCCCGCGGAUGGUGUAUCGGCGGACGGCGGUGGCAGUAACGAGAAUCCACCAUCGUCCGCGACAUCGACCACACGCCGAAAACACGAAGAGGUCGAGACCACGUCGUUCGGUGUCGAAUCGAAACCUCCUGUCUCGUUGAGUCUCAGUUACGUUCAACGGCCCCAAGCAGCGUCGUUACAGACGGAGAACGAGUACGGUUCGAUCAGUCGUUUCGACGAAUCCAGCCAACCGUCCUCGACGAUGGUCGCGCCGGGAGCGUGUUUCUCGUCGACCACGUCGCUAAUGCCGAUCGAAAAUCCUGAUCUGAUCAGGGACACGCGACGUGGAUCAGUGGAGGACAUCACACCGUACGGCGGCGCCGAUUACAGCCGGAUGGAAGUGGUCGACGACGCGAAGAUCCUUUACUCGAGUUGUCUGUGGGAGGCGAGGGAUGCGUGCAGGACAUCAGUGUCGGUCAGCACGUACCCAUCGAAGGAGCAACUGGCGGUGGUUGCGCCUAUGGUCGAGCAAUUUCCACCGGGCGCUAAGCAGAUACGUGUCUGGCAAAAGGGUGUGCCGGUGUUGCCGCCUGUCUCCGCGUUGAAGCGUGUCCUCGGCUCGACGCGCAGUUCACCCGACGAGGGUUAUCAGGAAGGGACCGGGACGGAUGUCUAGGUUCCGCUGCUUCAUUACUGCGACGCCCGGCACCGUUACCUGGAGCUACGUA